This is a messenger RNA of Ctenopharyngodon idella (grass carp), 5024 nucleotides long. RefSeq names its product spermatogenesis associated 2 (gene spata2). The coding region runs from base 572 to 2233 and encodes 553 amino acids. The record is from RefSeq and is a predicted model, not a curated record. Gene Ontology annotation, cellular component: cytoplasm. Gene Ontology annotation, biological process: protein linear deubiquitination; regulation of tumor necrosis factor-mediated signaling pathway; regulation of necroptotic process. NCBI's taxonomy places the organism in Eukaryota, Metazoa, Chordata, Actinopteri, Cypriniformes, Xenocyprididae. The transcript has 3 exons.
CUGGCGCAUGCGCAGUGCGGCUGUGGGGAUUUCCAGCGGAACAUGAAGGUAAGAGGCGCUGAAUGAUGGAGAGUAGGGCGGCUCAUUAAUGGUGCCCAGCACUACACGACACUGAACGGGCAUGUUUACAUUAAAGUCGUGUUCUUACUCAGCAGCUGGCAGCAUUGGGCAUGGUGUUUUUAAUGUAUGCUUCUCUCUGCAAGCCCUGACCUUCAACCUACUGCAGGGGGAAAACCUGACAGUGAGGGCUUAAAAAGGUGAGGAGUCUCCUAUCAACCACCUUCUCAUGUCAUGUUGCUUCUUUUGAGGUGUUUUGGCUAAUGAAGCACCCAGAGAUGCCUAUAACAAUAGGAAAGAGCCCUGGGCAAGGUGUACGCCCAAAUUAAACCAAGCACAUCUUCACUUUCAUUAUUCCAUGUCGCUCCUUUGGAGGAAGAUUGCAGCUUGCUGAUUUCCCCCACCACACUGCACUGUUGUUCCAGUGGGAGAGAGGCCUUAAGAUGGCAAGAGGUCCCAUUUAAAGAAACUCCUGGAUUGUGGGAUUUGCAAGCUACGCAGCCCACUGCCACCAAUGGAUGCCAAGUUGCGAGAAGAUCUGUUCCGCAGGUAUGUGGCAUCACUGGAGAAUAGGCUUGAGGAGGGAACUGGUGAAGGAAGAGGAGAUAAGCAAGGGGCUAAGACUGAGGAAGCACUGAUUUCUACUGCAACAGCACUGCUAGGUUCAUACCAGCCUGAUCCAGGGCAGCGCUUUCGCAUGGUUCGGUUCUAUGACAUAGCUGAGAACUCAUUGAGGACUCAGAGAGGAGCAAACUUGCGGACAUUGGAGACAGCCUUUACAACGCUGGAAACCAUUUGUACCAACUUGCUGCUCUUUCCGUGGAAGAAGGAGUUUCGUUGCAUUAAGACCUUCACAGGGCCAUACGUGUACCAGUUGCAGUCGGUGAUAUGCGACGCAGACCUGCGUUCACUUCUGCGUUCCAUGGGCUAUUCAAGAGACCAGGAAUUGCAGUACCACGUUAGGGACCAUCCAGGCGGAGCCUCCCACCUUCGACAGCUUGCCUUUGAACUGCUUCUUGCCCAGGCUGAAUGCCGUCUGCUCAGCGAGGUGGUGUCCAUGUCUCGGGGUUUUGCCUCAGAGCUGGAGGCCGUGGAGGUGAGAAGGAACACCAGAGAAGAUGCAGCAGGGUGUGCUGACGCCCUCCGCCGACGAGACAGCCUUACGGGAGACUUGUCCCGCCUGUCGGUGCGGCCAGUGGAUAUCGACCGUGCCCACCUAAGGCGAAGCGGUCGGCCGUCCAAGUCAGUGGAUGUAACAGACAGCGCAGGACACUGGCACCAAGCCAGCAAGCCAGUGUUAAAGGCUUCGCUCAGUCUGCGCAAAGAGCCACUGUUCGUUGACACAGAGGAAGAUGUGAAGGAUGAAAUCAUCCGACCUAGCCCCUCGCUUUACCCUGUCGCGGCACCGCCCUCUUACAGCCCAGUGGCUGACUUCUUUCCUAUUCAGUCACCCCCAUCUGAGCCAUACUCCUACCACUUGUCCUCCUUGGAUGAGGUGGACUUGUACACUGAGCGGGGAUUGGGUGGCCACCAGAUGCCCUCUAGACCACCGAGCCGGGAGCCUCGAGAAGCCCGGGACAGUUGGGUUCUGAAGGGGCACAUGAUGAAGUGCCAGGGCUGCGGCAUGGGCUACCCUUCGCUGUCCUCUUGCCAGAGGUGCGACAUGAUCUUGUGUUCAUCCUGCCAUGCAGUGGAACCGACGCCUUGUUGCGGCUUCCAGGAUUACACUAAAACUUCCCGACCUCUGGAUGGCUACAUGCCCAUCAAGGAGAAGUUGUCCGUCUACUCCAAUGCCCACUCACACACUCACCCUCACCCUCAUCCACUCCCCCAUGCUCAGUCCCACUCGCUGUUGCUGGACAAAGCUGUGAUGAGUGCCAAGCUGUUUCCCAGUAAACCCGUGGGUUCGGGCAGCAGUCCAGUGGUCAGCUCCAUCAGCAGUGGCAGCAGCAGCAGUGGGGGUGAGCGGCUGAGUGUGGGUGGCUCCCGCUGUGGCUUUUGCAACAAGCCAGGGGCCUCUCACACCUGUGUGAACUGCUCCAAGGUGUCAUGUGACAUGUGCAUAAGCCUUUACGCCAAUGAUGUGUGCACCCGCAAAAAUCCUCAUCAUAACUUUGUGCCCAAUCAUCAACUCAAUUUCAAAUCCAGCACCAUAUCCCACCUCGUAUAUCGAUAGACCAGGAACACAGCCACGCUACAGUUGUGCACUACACCUCUAUUGCUCCUUUAUCUCUGUUUGUUUUUUCACCUUUGAUUUUUUUUUUUUUUUUUUAAUGAAUAUUUAUUUAACUCUUCCUACUUCCUCUCUCAGUUGGCAAUUGUUUGGUUUUGGUCAUGUGAUCUUGCAGUGCAUUUCCUGUCCCUCAGUAGCUCUACUUUAUCAAGGACAAAAAAAAAAGGUGUUUGACCAGAGAAAUCCAUUCAGUAUCAAUGUUUGUUAACUUUAAAAUAACCAUGCAGCAUAAAGGAACUGUGAAAGUUUAGCAGAGACUUCACCCUGGAAUUGAAUCAACUUGAUUGAACUUCUCAAACUUGAACAAAAGAAAAAACAAAAUAUUACACUGGACGUAUAUAGUAUAUAUUUUGAAUUGUGAAGCUAUAGAUCUAUGUAAGACUUUUUCAGUUGAAUGGGGUUUCAGUUGUGAAUUUAUCAGAACUUCUAGUUGCUGUUAAGUCACUAUAUUGAGUCCUCUGACAAGAAAUGCCUUGUGGGUUUACCCCUAAGAAGUCAGCCUACGCUUUUCAAAAAUGCUGCUGUUGAAAGUAAAACCAUGAGGGGGCACUCCUGGCCUCAACAUGUUUUGCAAGUACCAUGAAUCUCUUCUUGGCAAAGUUUAUGCACAUACUGUAUGGUUAUGUUAGUAUAAAUACUUUUUUCCUCUGUCCAGUUUACCUUUACAUUGUUGUAACCUGUUAAGAUUUGAAUUCAUUGAAAUGGAAUAUAAUUUAAUAUUUUGAUAUGUUGACUUAUUAGAAACAGUUUUAAGUUUGAGUUAUUUUUGUUAAUUCAUUGUACAAUAAAUUUAUGAUGGUGUGUACACAUACCAUGACAAACUAAAGUGUUACUACUGGGUGAAUGUCACAAAGGAUUGUAUGGGUCAUAUUUCACCUCAAAAUAAUUAAUUCCCUUGUUUUAGUUAAAUCAAAAUGAGGUAACAAAUUAGUUCAAUGUGUCCAUGAUUUACUAAAAUGAGGUAACACAUUUUUAAAGGUCAUGGGAAUGAAAAUAUAUAUAUAUAUAUAUAUAUAUAUAUAUUUGUCCGCAUGUCACGUGUGGGUCUCCGUAUUUAUGGUCCAGAAUGAUUUUUUUAAAUGUAUUUAUUUUUCUCAGUUAAAAAAAAGAAGAAGCAUAAACUAAAUUGAGUACAACAAUACUGCCACAAUGUUUUCUUACAGUAGUACUUUACAAGUGUUGUUUUCACAGUACGGUUAUGAGAAUUACAUUUUUCUUCUGAAAUAUAUUUUAUGGGGAAUUGUAAUAGUGCCACAAAGACAAAAAAUGGGCCAACACAGGCUUCAUUUUCUUUAUGCAGAAUAUCAUUCUUUUUUUUUUUUUUUUUUUUUUUAAAUUCUGAAGUAAAAUAUGACUUGGACAUGUUUUUUGUGAAAUUCACCCUAAUACGAAAUUUCUAGUCAUUAUAUUAGCACAAUAUUGUGCUAAAAGUUGGCCUGAUUUAUAUUAUUCCCUGAAGAUAACACUAAUUAAAAAUGUUAUGUAUAAUUUCUUUUUCUUUUUUCCCCUUUUCUGCAGCUUCUGCUGCUGUUUUUGUUUGUUAAUUGUGUGUGUCUGUACCAACAGAACAAAGUCAAUAUAUCAUUCUGGGGUCACUCUUAAGUUUGGGGAACACAUAUUCACUAUUAACUACAACUUUUGUCUCAAUAAUCUCUUAAUUUACUGUGUAUUAAUAGUUAGUAAGGUAGUUGUUGUAGCGUUUAAGUUUAGGUAAUGGGUAGGACUUAGGGAUGUAGAAUAUGGUCAUGCAGAUUAAGGUAUUAAUAUGUGCUUUAUAAAUACUAAUAAACAGCCAAUAUGCAAAGCUAAUAAGCAACUAGGUAAAAGUGAGAAUUGUUCCCCAUACUAAAGUGUUACCCAUUCUGGUUACAUAUCAUUAAUUUCAGAGACCUUUCAACCUGCUCUCCUUGCUGCCUUAGGUAACCUGAAGGCUGCACUCAAUGCAGGACUCAAUGCUUAAUGUCUGUACGCAGCAUAAAGCGAGGGCCAAAAAACCUGUCAGGGAAACAGAAACUAGCACAAGACAUGAAGAUGACAUGUUCUGACAAAGUAACUUCAGUAUGUAUUUUUGAUUUAGUGAAACAAGUGUUAGUGGAUGCGGUCAGUCCUCUAGCUCUUCUUGCCUUUGACUCUCUGUUGAAUGAAACUGCUGCCUCCUUAAAUUCUGCAGUUGUUUCCAGUACAAAACAGCAGCCAAGUAUAUUGUGAUUGGAUUUUACACUCAAAUGACAGCAUGAUUAACCAAUCAGAACUGCUAUGUGCCAAACAUCCACGAGCUGUAAAGGUAGAACCAUAACUUACUGCUGAUCUGCAUGGACGGUAACUGAGCCAUUUGAAAGUGUUUUAACCUUUGGUGAUACAUAACACUUUCUCUCACACACGAGUCAAUUCUCAUCUUAACCUGUUAAUCUUUUUGUGUGGUCAUUUCACUGGAGAUGAACUGAUAGUGAUGAGUGAAUUGACCCCGACAUGCCCCUCAACAGACACAGACACACACUCCUCUGCUCUUUUUUUUUUUUUUUUUUUCUGACAUCUACAGAGGUCAGAUCUCUUUCUGGCAAACCAGUUUUAUCUUCAAUGGAGGCGUGGUGGAGUGAAGGAGCUGGGUGGGUCGGGUGUGAGGAGUUAGCCAAUAUGUUUGUCAGUAAAAGUAUAAUCCUAUAAUUAUAUAAAUUAAUUAAAAGCGAUGAUUUUAUAAAAUAAUUUCGAAAAUAAAAUUCUACAAAAAAGCACU